Molecule: messenger RNA, 612 nt
Organism: Dictyostelium purpureum
Lineage: Eukaryota; Evosea; Eumycetozoa; Dictyosteliales; Dictyosteliaceae
Exons: 1
Coding region: 1-612 (203 amino acids)
Source: RefSeq, a predicted model, not a curated record
AUGAAAUUUAUAUACAGUUUUUUAAUUUUAAUUUGUAUUUCAAUAAUUACUGUCAAGUCUCAAGAAGAAAAUAAGUUUAACUAUUUUCAAAUUAAAAAAGAUGGAGACCCAGAGUCUUGUAGAACCCAUGAAGAGGGUGACUAUGCAUUAGUAGAAUUAUUUGAAUGCAAACGUGGUUGUCAAGGUUACAUUAGAAUAAUACCCAAAUUUUUGUUAAACGAAUAUUUAUUUUAUUUUUCCCAAUUUACUGAAUGUCCAGAUACAAUCCAGCCAAUAACCUUUGAAUGCAUAGACCCAUCCAAUGAUUUUAUCAAAAUUGGUUCAUCUGGUUUCAGUGUAUUAUGUAGCACCAAUAAAAACAUCACUACUCCAACACCAUCAGAAACACCCACAAUAACAGAAACACCAUCUAAUACACCAUCGGUAACACCUAAUGAAACUACCACACCCAAACCAACAGUAUCAAAUACACCAACACCAUCUCCUACACCAAAACCAACAGAAACCGCAUCUAACAAUCCAACAGAAUCACCAGCUGGUAAUGGCUCUCAUAAACUUUCAAUUUAUUUAUCAUCUCUAUUAGUAUUUUUAAUAAUUUCAAUGUUAUUAUAA